Phacochoerus africanus (Common warthog) is the source of this 1260-nucleotide messenger RNA. RefSeq names its product transmembrane protein 186 (gene TMEM186). Gene Ontology annotation, cellular component: mitochondrion. Bases 120 to 809 code for a protein of 229 amino acids. The transcript has 3 exons. NCBI's taxonomy places the organism in Eukaryota, Metazoa, Chordata, Mammalia, Artiodactyla, Suidae. The record is from RefSeq and is a predicted model, not a curated record.
GCUGGACUACAGAUCCCAGAAUGCAGCGCGCCCCCACGCUGUCCCAUUAGGGCGGAGGACACGUUCUCGGAGAUUCCCGGAACUCGAGGGACUCGCUUCCAGCUCCAGGCUGCGGGGCCAUGUGUUCACACAGGCCGUGGAUCCCGUAUCCAGCCAGAACCGGCCCUCCUUGGGCUGCCCUGCUCCGAGCUGUGCUGUGGUCACCAAGGCAGGCUGCAUGGGGAAGGCCUUUCCACAGGCUGUGGCGCUGCAGUGGGCAGGAUCCUAGGAGGUGGGCGGGGAGCAGGCCUCUGCCAUCCAAGAAGAACCCGCUGGGCACAGAGACUGAGAAAUUUCAGAUGGUAUACCGGUUUGAUGCCAUCAGGGUCUUCGGGUACCUCUCUCAGCUGAAGGUGGCACAGACAGCGCUGACAGUGGUGGCCCUGCCGCCUGGCAUCUACUGGUACUCCCAGGGCCUCAUGACCUUCAACUCCCUGUGCCUGGCAGGCGCAAUCGCCAGCUUCGCGCUGGCCAUGUUGUGCUGGAUGAGCCAUUUCUUCCGGAGGCUGGUGGGCAUCCUCUAUGUGAAUGAAUCGGGCACGGUGCUGCGGGUGGCCCACCUGACCUUCUGGGGCCGGCGACAGGACACGUACUGCCCCGUGGCCGACGUGGUCCCCAUGACAGAAAGCCAGGAUCGGCCUCAGGAGCUGUUUGUGCGGAUCCGGCAGUACAGUGGGAAACAGACCUUCUAUCUCACCCUACGCUAUGGACGCAUCCUGGACCGGGAGCGUUUCAUGCAGGUGUUUGGGGCGCUGGACUCACUCAAGUGAAGGACUGGGAGCCAGGCCGCCUGGGUCUCCCGUAGGAAGGCUCAGGGAAGGGUGAGGCUGAAGUGGGGAAGUCAGGCAGCUGGAAACUGUCAGGACCCCAGGGACUUGUCUUCUGGAAUUGAGAAAUUCACAAGGUAGAAGCUAGCAACCAGGUUUAGGAAAGAGGCCCUGAGUGCAAAUUCUUAACUGCACUUAUGUAUGAUAUUGACAAUGGCCAGAAGUUUCUGUUAAGAGCCAGAUCUUGGAGGAAGCGAUGCCAGGCUCGUUCCAACAGUGCACUGCUGGGAAAUCAAAGACAGAGAGGUGGGGGUGUGUCAGAAGACCUGGGUCCCUCCAUUCUCAAAUCCCUAUCCUGAGGCGGGUUAUCAAGUCUCUCAGAUCCUUCUCACAUUUUGUAAAGUGGAAAAAUCCUGUCUCCUGGGAUGGGUGUGAAAAUAAACGAUAUCACUUA